GAGAAGCCCCACAAGUGCUUGGAAUGUGGGAAGGGCUUCAGGUGGAACUCCAGCCUUAGGGUACAUGAGAGGAUUCACACUGGGGAAAAGCCCUAUGAGUGUGGGGAAUGUGGGAAGGGCUUCAGUCGGAGCUCCCACCUGAUCCAGCACCAGGUGGUCCACACCCGGGAACAGCCCUAUGGGUGUAGGGAAUGUGGGAAGAAAUUCAAGCAGAACUCCACCCUGAGGGUACACCAGCGCACCCACACUGGGGAGAGGCCCUAUGAGUGUUCUGAGUGUGGGAAGAGGUUUCACAGGAGCUCCGAUCUCCUCGUACAUCAGCGCAUUCACACGGAUGAGAGGCCCUUCUGCUGCUCCGACUGUGGGAACGGCUUCAAACGCAACUCCAACCUCAUCAGCCACCAGCGCAUCCACACCAGGGAGAGGCCCUAUGAGUGUGGGGAGUGUGGGAAGAGCUUCUCACACAGCUCUAACUUGACCAAACACCACCGGAGCCAAAUGGUGAUGGAUUGGGGCAAGGACCAAGAUUUUUGA
Corvus hawaiiensis (hawaiian crow) is the source of this 534-nucleotide messenger RNA. Its product is annotated as zinc finger protein 664-like. The record is from RefSeq and is a predicted model, not a curated record. The annotation marks the transcript as partial. The transcript has 2 exons. Lineage: Eukaryota; Metazoa; Chordata; Aves; Passeriformes; Corvidae. Gene Ontology annotation, molecular function: RNA polymerase II cis-regulatory region sequence-specific DNA binding; DNA-binding transcription factor activity, RNA polymerase II-specific. Gene Ontology annotation, biological process: regulation of transcription by RNA polymerase II.